UAGUCUACCUGUCUUGUUAAGUUAGCUGAUGGUUUGUGACUGGAUUUGGUUUGAGCUUGUCCUGUGAGGUACAGCCAGAGAGUGUCGGGGAUGUACUGUUUAGGACCAGUGUCAGUUUUCACUGAAUUGUAACUUAAAGGGCUGUUUGCUGACUUUGCUCCAAUACACAGUGAAGGAUGGCGGUGUAGUUAAACUACAUUUCUCGGGGGAACCGGGGAGGUCGUAACGUCGCUGUUUUCCACAUCAAAUAUCUUUUCAGUACUGAAGCUAUUUUACUGAUCAAACAACGCAAUAGCAUACACAGAAGCUACAUUUUUCCAGGCAUUUCUAAAUCCUGAAGGAACAGGAAUGUCUGCGUCGGCCUGAAGCGGUAACCAUGGAGACAACAGAUGCUCCUCCAUGUGUUAAGUAUCCGUCCUGCUGCUGCAGCACGGUGACAGUGACAGAGGAGGGGAAGAGAAGUUCAAGAAUGAUUGCCGAACAGGCCAUGAAAGAGAGGCAGGUGACCAGAGAGGGAGAAGCACAGAUGAGGAGAGAGAGAGAGGAGGUGACAGAGGAGGUGCAACAGUUGAGCAAGAGAGAGGAGGAGGAGGUGACAGAGGAAGUCCAGGUGAUGGAGGAUCAUCAGGUGACCAAAGAGAGGGAGAGAGAGCACAGGGAAAGGCAGCACAGGAGGCACAAAUGACCAGAGGGACACAUAGUGAGGGCAGCAGUCAGGCAAAUGAGCAGGUAAGAAUGCAAGGACAAUUUAACCAUAAAUAGUGUUAUUUAUAUUUACAAUACAUUAAUUUAAUAGAUUUUUAUUUCAGAGACUGACAAGUCUUCCUGUCAUGUUCACCACAGGGACUUGAGCCCCAUGUUAGGGACCAGUUGAACACCGACAACAGGGACAGAGAAGGAUUUGAUGUUACAGACAUCAUGACCUGCACAAAGCCUGCGCAACCUGAUCCUAAGUUUAUUGUAGUGCAGAAGCGAGCUAAAUGUGUGUUGACUUUUCAGCAAAAGUGGUUCACAACUUUUCCUUGGUUGCAUUACAGUGCCACUUUACAAGGGGUCAUAUGUUUUCACUGUGCCAAAGUUUAUUUGAAUCAGUCAACAUUUGCAAGCAAGUGUGACCCUGCCUUUGUGAGCGUAGGCUUUAGAAAUGGGAAAAAGGCUAUCCAGAGGUUCUCAGAACAUGCUAAAUGUCAGUUGCAUAUCCAUGCCAUGAAUAUCUUUGCUCAAAAAGGGAGCACUGUUGCUUCACAGCUUUCUUCAGCUGUUGCCAGACAACAGGAGGAAGCAAGGAAUGGAUUGUCGAAGAUUGUAGGCUCCAUCAAAUACUUAGCUCGGCAAGGUUUAGCUCUGCGAGGUCAUGUGGAAGAGAAAGGUAAUCUAUCCCAGCAUCUUAAAGAAAAGGCAGAAGAUGACCCUGCUUUUCAAAAGUGGUUAGAGACACACAAGCAGGAUUACACAAGUCCUCUCAUUCAGAAUGAAAUACUAGGCAUACUGAGCAAUGACAUUGUAAGAGGAAUAGCUGACACUAUUCGAUGCCUCCCAGUCACACAGUUUGCCUUGAUAGUUGAUGGGACACAAGACAUAUCAGGUCGAGAGCAAGAAUCUGUAUGUCUUCGUUAUGUGGAUCAUGACUUAUAUCCUCAUGAGGAAUUUAUUGGGAUGUAUUCAGUGACCGAAACAACAGGAGAGUGUCUUGCAAAAGUAGAAUUAGAUGUACUUUGCAGACUAAAUUUGCCAUUGUCAGCACUGCGUGGGCAGACAUACAAUGGUGCAGCAAACAUGUCUGGCAAAUAUUCUGGUACACAGGCUCUUAUUAGGGAGAAACAACCACUAGCUUUGUACGCACACUGUGGAGCACACUGUGUGAAUUUGGUAGCACAAAAAGCAUGCGCAGCUUCUACAGUUGUACGAGAUGCGCUUGACUGGGUUCAUCAGUUAGGAGUUUUGUGUGGACAGUCUGGCAAAUUCAAACAGAUGUUUCAUCAGAUCGCAAAAUCUGACCAUGGAACCCCAAGCACCCUGAAACCACUGUGUGAAACAAGGUGGACUGUAAGACACGAUGCCAUCCGUUCAGUUUUAACACAGUAUGACUCUGUCCUCACUGCCUUAGAGGAAAUGGCAGGGACUGACUCUCCCACUGCAGCCACUGCAAAUGGUCUGUUUCAGCAGUUUAUGAGAGGCAGUACUGUACUUGGUCUUGUGAUGGCACAAGCAGUUAUUGGUGAGCUGGAGUGUCUCAACAGUUCUCUUCAGAGAAGGACACAGACUGUUUCUGGUAUGCAGGCUGCUGUUUGUAAGGUUCAGUCUACUCUCAAUGGCAAGAGAAGUGAUGAGGCCUUCCAAAGCCUUUUUGAGGAGGCAUCUCCAGUUGUGAACUCUUUAGACUUAGAACCUAUAACAAUGCCAAGAGUUCGACAACCACCCAAGCGCUAUAGUGGAGAAUCAAGUGGUUUCGGUCCUAAAACUCCUGCAGAAUUCUACAGAGUUGAGUUUUAUAAGGUACUUGACACCAUUCACACACAGUUCACAGAACGUUUCCAGCAGGGUGGGCUUUCUAUCCUGCAAAAGCUGGAGAACACCUUGCUGUCAGGAAAUGUUGACCCUGUGAUUCACAACUAUCCAGAAAUUAAUGCCCAGUUGCUGGAAAUCCAGGUGCCUAUGUUCAAACACAAUUACACAUACAAUUCCUGUGGAGAGGCUACAAGCAUUCUCAAAGGUUUGCCAUGUGAGGUGCGAGGCUUAUUUACUGAAGUUGAAACUCUGGUCAGGUUACUCCUUGUGGUACCAGUCUCAUCCUCAGAGGCAGAGAGGAGCUUUAGUGCUCUUAGACGAUUAAAGACUUGGUUACGCACAACUAUGACGCAGCAGAGGCUGAACCAUGUUGCAGUGUGUCACAUCCAUCAGGACAAAUUGGACCUCUUAACUAAGAAGUCAGUGUGUGCCCAGUUCGUUUCUUUUACACCGAGACGCAAACAGGUAUUUGGUGCUUUUAUCUGAAUUGCCCAACAUUAUCUAU
Acanthochromis polyacanthus (spiny chromis) is the source of this 3013-nucleotide messenger RNA. RefSeq names its product zinc finger MYM-type protein 1-like. Gene Ontology annotation, molecular function: protein dimerization activity. The record is from RefSeq and is a predicted model, not a curated record. Lineage: Eukaryota; Metazoa; Chordata; Actinopteri; Pomacentridae. Bases 919 to 2994 code for a protein of 691 amino acids. The transcript has 3 exons.